UUUAAUUUUGCAUGAAAGGUGCUAUAGAAAUAAAAUUAAUUUAAAUUUGAAUUUAGUGAAACGUUCACUUUUAGUUUCAGAAACUAUUCCCUCUUUUUGCUUUAGGACCAAUAACUAAAAUUUCUGAAAAAAAUGAUUUGCCAUUCAUGAUUUUACAUCUAGAAUACAGUAAAAAAGAAGUGUUUCUAUCAACUUUGUGUCAUAAGAAGACAUGAAAGUUGUGUAAACAGUAAAUCAAAUAACCUACUAGUUACAACUGAGGUCUGUAGACGAGCAUUUCUGAACACACAACAUCUCCAACCUGGAGGCAGAUGGGUUAAGGCAGCAAAAGAACACACCUUGUGUCACUCCUGUCAUCUAAGAACAGGAAACUGUGGCCUCCAUUCCCACAGACUCACCAAAAUUGCAAAAAAGACAAAAAAAAGCAACUGUGUGAUGUUAUCAUGUCAAUAUGGACCAAACUCUCAGAGGAAUGUUUCCUUGUUAAAUAUGCCACCAAGGAUUCUGAAGGCAAAAGUAACCUGGUGCUCAGGUGUAAUGUCGCCCUCUUGUGGCGAUAAAGUAAAGUUACAGGACUUUAAAGUUUUACUAUCUUCAUUUGAGUGAUCAGAAUAGUUCUUAAAGAAGAUUUAACAUACUAAAGACAUGUUUACAGAUGUAUCAAAUGCAUUGUGAUUAUAUCACAGUAAAUUAAGUUAAAUUAAAUUAAGUCUGGUGCUGCUGCUUUUUUAACAUUUUGUGACAGAUUUCAGCAAAAGCACAUCAACGAUGGAGACGACGUAUUGAAAAACCUGUAAAAGGUUAGAGGGUCAACCCUGAGAGAUAUGAGCUUAGAGUCCAUUAGUGGAUUAUAACCAUAAACACUCCUGCAUCUCCCUUGGAUUAAAGAGAGAGAGAGGGAGACACAGAGGGAGAGACAGGCUGGAUGAAUGAGGGCGACGGGAAAGCAAUCGAACUGAGGCAAAUUCAAGGGCAGGACGCGGCACAAACAUGGAAUAAAAGUUGACCAACAAGCUGGGGAAGAGCUUUCUUACGCUUUUGGCUUUUUAGGGGAUUUUUCUCCAAUUUAAAGAAGAUUGUUAAACACAACUUGCUAAAGGAAGCCAUGGACGUGGAUGUGGAGGGGAUUAUCCAGUGCAUCAAGCAGGGGGAUGAGAACGGUGUUCAGAUGCAGCUGCAGGAAUUCAACAAACAGUACGCCCAGUGCUUCUUCUUUGAUGCAGAGGAGCGGGAAAGGCGGCGACAAAGGAAACUAGAAGAGUUCAGGAAGAAUAAAGUGAGGGACUACACAGAUUCUGACUCUGAAAAUGAAGAUUAUGAGCAUGAAGACAGAGGCCUCCUCCUCCGACAGAACUUAGGCAUUGUUCUGGUGAGGUUCAUUCGAUCGGAGGUGAAACACCGUCUCCUAAAAGCAGCACUGCGCACCUUGAGGAUCCUCUCUCGGGACAAGAAGACGCUUAGCGCCCUGGUGACUGACAGCGCCCUCCUGACCUUAGGCAAACUGGCUCUCCUGACUACAAACGACACCAGCGAUGAAGCCAGCGACCCCGAUUCGGAUUUCUACGACAACAUCAUCGCCUCCUUGGCCGAGGCAAAAGUGCACCAGGUCACCAUUGACGAAGACGAGGGCGAAGCUGAGGGCGCCGAUCAAAACGAGGAGUACCAAGCCAUGGACGAGGACUCCAAGAGUGACAUCAGCUACGCCACCAGCGGAGACCUGGACAGCAUGAGCUGGUUCGGGAGCCACAGGACCAGCAUCAAUGAAAUGCACAGAGGGAGCAUCCAUCAGAAGGCGCUGGAGCGCGGCAGGAGGGACCGCAGAGAAAGCAAGAUGGAGGGAGAGGAGGAGGAGGAGGAAGGGGAGCAGGCGGAGGAGUCGCUCAGGAAGGAGGCCAUGAAAGUGCUGUGCAAUGUGGUGUACAACAGCACCUGGGCACAGGAGAGGUUCAGCGCUCUGAAGCUUAUGAAUGGUCUCAUUGAGCGCAUAUCCUCCAGCAUCAACUGGUCGUCCCCCUCCAGUGUUCAGUUUUACGAGCUGCGCCUCAUGUUCCUCAUCACGGCGCUGAGGCCUGAGCUCAACACCCAACUCCAGCAGGCUGGAGGGGUGUCCAUCCUUACGGCAGCCUUGGAGAGCACCCUGGAGGUGCAGUGGAAGGAGCAGUACGAGUGUGCGCUGGACCCGGCGGCACCACCCAUUUCUCCAGAAGCCUCCCAGCGCAUCAUAGAGAUCCUCAAAAUCCUCUUUAAUAUCACUUACAGCAACCACAGGCAGGAGCCCGGGGAGGAUGAUGCAGCUCUUUAUCGCCACCUGGUGGCCAUUAUGCGCCUCUGCCUGAUGAGGAAAUGCAUGAUGACAGAUGACACUGAUGAGCUACAGGGUCACACAGUCAACCUGCUGACAGCGCUGCCUCUCCAGUGUCUGGAUGUUCUCCUCUCUGUGCCUCUGACACCGAACUCCCAGCAAAGUCUGGGUGUCAACAUGGACUGUGUCCACAUGCUGCUGCUGUUCAUGGAGCGCCGCCUGGAGUCCGGGGAUAAAGUCAAAGAGAAGCUGACACCGAUCCUGAACCUGCUGACAGAGAGCUGCAGAGCUCACAGGGAAACACGCCUCUACAUCAGGAAACAUAUCCUGCCUCCUCUGAGAGACGUAUCCCACAAACCAGAGGAGGGCAACACCGUGAAGAGUCGUCUCAUUCGCCUCAUGACUCACCUGGACACGGACCUGAAACACUGCGCCGCCGACCUCAUCUUUGUCCUCUGCAAGGAAAAUGUGAGGCGUUUCGUCAAGUACACAGGCUACGGUAACGCAGCCGGCCUGCUGGCCACCAGAGGCCUGCUGGGGGGUCAGGGGGUCAGGAGCUACAGCAGCAGCGCUCAGUACUCCAGCGACUCCGACUCCGACACAGAGGAGUACCGGCAGGUCAGGGACCGCAUCAACCCGGUGACGGGACGCAUGGAGGUACAGCAGCCGGACCCCAUGGAGGGGAUGACGGAGGAGGAGAAGGAGGAGGAGGCCAAGAGGCUGAUCACACUUUUCAGCAAGCUGUCCAGAGAUAACAUCAUCCAGCCAAUGGGAGUGGACGAAGAGGGGAAGCUUGUCCCUUUGCAAGGACUGGGAGACAAUCCGAUGACUGAGGAUGCAAAGACUGAAACAGAGACGGACGAGGGGGCAGAUGAAGAACAAAUGGAUUGAAAUUCACUUUAUCCAGUUUAUAUCCCAGUAGUUAUCAGUACAUAACUGUGUACAAUCUUGUAGUACUCUUUGAACCCUAAAAAAACACAUCUUCCAGACUUUAUGGCAAUAAAAAGUCCAGAUAUUCAA
Molecule: messenger RNA, 3322 nt
Organism: Oryzias melastigma (Indian medaka)
Lineage: Eukaryota; Metazoa; Chordata; Actinopteri; Beloniformes; Adrianichthyidae
Product: synembryn-A
Exons: 14
Coding region: 1106-3193 (695 amino acids)
Biological process (GO): G protein-coupled receptor signaling pathway
Cellular component (GO): cytoplasm; plasma membrane
Molecular function (GO): G-protein alpha-subunit binding; guanyl-nucleotide exchange factor activity
Source: RefSeq, a predicted model, not a curated record